This is a messenger RNA of Myxocyprinus asiaticus (Chinese sucker), 5891 nucleotides long. RefSeq names its product ubiquitin carboxyl-terminal hydrolase 45. Gene Ontology annotation, molecular function: zinc ion binding; cysteine-type deubiquitinase activity. The transcript has 20 exons. Gene Ontology annotation, biological process: protein deubiquitination. The record is from RefSeq and is a predicted model, not a curated record. NCBI's taxonomy places the organism in Eukaryota, Metazoa, Chordata, Actinopteri, Cypriniformes, Catostomidae. Bases 396 to 2897 code for a protein of 833 amino acids.
UGUGAUCACGUGACCCACGAGAUACUUGUGCUUUCUGUUCCUUACCAAAUGCCACCAACUAUUCUAGCAAACUCCGUUAAUCAAAUUAAGAACUGUAUUUCGGGAUUAUUUGAUUCCUAGUUAAGUGCUAGCUCCGAACGCUCAAACAACCAAGCUAUUAACAGUUCAUCUUUCAUAUCUAGAAUCUUGAGUAAAAAUAUAAGUUAGCAGCCUCGCUGUUACAUCUGGCCACUUGACAACUGACGUUCACUUGGUUGUGUGUCCGGAGAGGAAGGAAAUAUAACCGGGAUGAACGUGGUAUCUUCAGGCAUUUGGAAAUUGCUCCCAAGGAUGAACCAGACUUGUGGAGGUCUCAAUUUUUUUUCUGAGUUCUUGGCUGAUUUCUUUUGAUUCCCAUGAUGUCAAGCAAAGGGGCACUGAGUUUGAAGAUACAAAUGCGGCUGAAAGACCCUUUCUCUUUAAAAACCGCAGACAUGACCAAGCGGUCUAACAAGCCAAAGAAGCCUCGCGAUGAAGACUCGUCCGAUGAGGUUGGCGUGCUGACGUGCCAGCAUGUGAGCAGGGCUGUGGACCUCAGCUCGGUGAAGAAGGCAGUGACAGGCAGCUUAUGGUCUGUUUGCUCCGAAUGCCUUAAAGAGAGGAAUUUGUUUGAAGGGGAAUCGGCAGGAGCACAUGACAUUCUUGUGUGCCUCAAGUGUGGGUUCCAGGGAUGUAACCAAGCAGAAACUCAGCAUUCCACAAAACACCAGCAAGCCCAUCACUCAGACUCUCACUGUAUAACCAUCAGCCUCAGUACAUGGAAGGCCUGGUGCUUUGAAUGUAAGGAAGAGCUCUCAACUAACUGCAAUAAGAAGGCCCUGGCUCAGACUCUGGACUUCCUGCAGAAGCACUCAGCAAAGGCCUCCUCAGGAACAACUUCAAAAAUUAUCAAGCUCCGAGAGGAACCCACUGAGUAUAUGGACUCUCAGAGAGGGAAGAGUCCAGCGAACAGCACUCUUAUCCCUGUCAAGGGCAUCAGCAAUCUAGGCAACACCUGUUUCUUCAAUGCUGUAAUGCAGAAUCUCUCCCAAACACAUAUGCUGAAUGACCUGAUUCAGGAAGUCAAGGAGAAAGGUCAUAAGAUGAAGAUCUGCCCCACUGCUGAGUAUAACUUGGGGCCACUUACUGUGACGUUACCCAGCCCAGAACCCCUCACUUCAGCCAUGUUCCUGUUCCUCCAAAGCAUGAAGGAGCCUGGGAAAGGGCCUGUCUCCCCAAAGAUCCUCUUCAACCAGCUCUGUCAGAAGGCCCCUCGCUUUAAGGGUUACCAGCAGCAGGACAGUCAAGAAUUGCUGCACUACCUCCUGGACUCUAUGAGAGUGGAGGAGACAAAACGGAUUAAAGCAGGCAUCCUCAAAGCCUUUAACAACCCCACUGAGAAGACAGCAGAUGACGAGACAAAACGACAAGUGAAGGCUUAUGGAAAGGAGGGUGUGAAAAUGAAUUUUGUUGAUCGCAUUUUUGUCGGUGAGCUUACCAGCACCAUAAUGUGCGAAGAGUGUGAACAUAUCUCUACAGUGACGGAAGCAUUCAUUGACAUCUCCCUUCCCAUCAUAGAGGAAAGGAUCUCUAAGCCCACAAACCCUGGUAGACUAGGGAAGAGUGGGCGGGAGCAAGAUGCUCUGGUCCCCCACAGCGAAGAUUCAUCAGGUGCCCACUCACAGGCCAGUAGAAACAGGAGACUGAGUGGACAGAAGGUGCAGAGUCGGCAUUCGUCCACUUCUCAUGAUGACAGGGGAGCAGACUCUGUCUCUAGCCGACAAGAUGAGGAGCUCUGUGUGGCUGGGCGUGGCCUGGCCAGUUCCCGGGCCGACACAAUGGGCAGCCAAUCAGACAGCAGCGAGAAGGAUUCCAACCUGCAGGACAGCAGUAACGAUGCGGAUAGCGAGGCCUCAGAGAGUGAAUGGUCUCCUCGAAUCCCAUCCAGUCACAGUAGCACCUCAGAUAAUGUCUUAACUGCCAUGGCUACACCCACUACGGCACACCAUCCUAAGCCUAGCCUGAACCCAAGCUCAAGCCCCACUCCUAUGCCCUCCCCUCGACCUCAACAGGGCGGAGCUGUAGAGCAUCUUGUCAGUGCUGUGUCCAAGCUGGGCCUGGUUCACACUUCCACUGACACUCUACCCAACAGCCAUAGACCAGAUGAACAGACUGAGAUCCGGGAAAGAGAGAGAGAUCGGCAGAACCACCAAGGGGCCUUCCAGGCUCUUUGUCACAGCUACACACCCAGCUCUAAAGAGUGCUCUGUGCAGUCCUGCCUGCACCAGUUCACCUCUGUCGAGCUGCUCAUGGGUAACAACAAACUCCUUUGUGAGAAUUGCACUGACAGGAGGCAGAGACAGAUGAAGAGGAGCAGUGGUGCAGAGAAGAAGGCUGAGAAAAUGUACACCAGCGCCCGGAAACAGAUGCUUAUCUCUGCACUACCUCCAGUGGUCACUCUCCACCUUAAACGCUUUCAUCAGGCCGGGAUGAAUCUGAGGAAAGUUAAUAGACAUGUGGACUUUCCUCUUAUUCUGGACUUGGCACCUUUCUGCUCUGCCACUUGCAAGAACCUUGGGUCAGGAGAGCGCGUGCUUUACAGCUUGUAUGGCAUUGUGGAACAUAGCGGAUCGAUGCGAGGGGGGCACUACGCAGCCUACGUAAAGGUCCGCUCCCCCCAGCGCAAAUCUGGACAGCGUCGGAACCAGUCAGAAAAAAAAAGUAAUAUGGGUUUGGAACGACACGAGGGUUCCAGAGAGGCCAGUUCAGCUCCACAAUGGCAGUGGGUGUAUGUUAGCGACACCAACGUACAGACUGUACCAGAGUCCAGAGUGCUUAACUCUCAAGCUUAUUUACUAUUCUAUGAAGAGGUGCUUUAGAGCCAGAUAGCUGCGUGAAUGUGUAACGAUCCAGAUGAAUGCUGGUGACAGGCAAUAUCAGCUUGGACAACACCGGGCACUUACUGCAUGCCUACAUCAAUGUAUUUUAAUGUAAGAAGGAUUGCAUAUACUAAAUACAAGCUGGCCAUUAAGCUCUAAAUCUGUUGGUUUAUUCAUUAUUCAAAGACGAUCUGAAUUGAGAUUGGUAAAGGGGAGAGAUUAUUAUUGAUGUAAAAUAAUAUACUGAAAUUAUUUAUAUUUUACAGCUAAUGAAUGACCAUAACAUAUAUAUUUUUUGGUUUGUUUGUUAAAUGGAAAUGUUGGAAAAAUGGCCAAAGAUUCAAAAUGUGUAGAAUAUAUAAUAUGAGAGGGACAUAGGAAAAAUGAGCAUUGUGCCAAAAUCAUCUAUUGUCUCAAACCUCUGAUAUGAAAGGGAACCUCUGCACAACAUGCAGCUGUCUGCUGUCACACACAUACACUCACCGGCCACUUUAUUAGAUACACCUGUACAUCUACUUAUUCAUGUGAUUAUCUAAUCAGCCAAUCAUGUGGCAGCAGUGUAAUGUAUCAAAUCAGCCAGUUUCGGGUCAGGAGCUUCAUUUAAUGUUCACAUCAACCGUCAGAAUGGGGAAAAAAUGUGAUCUCGUAAAACAACCAAUGAGUGGCAGUUCUGUGGAUGAAAAUGCCUUGUUGAUGUGAGAGGUUGCCUCAGAAUGGCCAGACUGGUUUGAGCUGACAGAAAGGUUAUGGUAACUCAGAUAACCUCUCUGUACAAUUGUAGUGAGCAGAAUAGCAUCUCAGAAUGCACAGCAUGUCGAACCUUGAGGCGGAUGGGUUACAACAACUGAAGACCACGUUGGGUUCCACUUCUGUCAGCCAACAACAGAAAACUGAGGCUGCAGUAGGCCUACCAUUUGUGUACCUCAGCAGAAAUCCAGAUUUGUCAGACCAGGCAAUGUUUUUCCAAUCGUCUACUGUCCAGUUUUGGUGAGCCUGUGCCCACUGCAGCCUCCUGUUCUGUUUCCUGUUGUUAGCUGACAGUAGGGGUACCUGGAGGGGUCUUCUUCUGCUGCUGUAGCCCAUAUCACCUUCCUGUCAACUUGGACUAGACUGGCCAUUCUUCUCUGACCUCUGUCAUUAACAGUCCAUUUUCGCCCACAGAACUGCCGCUUGCUGGAUGUUUUUCGCACCAUUCUCUUUACACUCUAGAGACUGUUAUGUGUGAAAAUCCCAGGAGAUCAGCAGUUACAGAAAUACUCAAACCAGCCCAUCUGGUACCAACAAUCAUGCCACGGGCAGAAUCACUGAGAUCACAUUUUUCCCCAUUCUGAUGGUUUAUGUGAACAUUAACCGAAGCUCCUGACCCAUAUCUGCAUGAUUUUAUACAUUACACUGCUGCCACACAAUUGACUGAUUAGAUAAUCGCAUGAAUAUGCAGGUGUACAGGUGUGCCUGAUAAAGUGGCUGGUGAGUGUUUAUACGCACAAGCACAUAAACGCAUUGUGAUUUGCUUAGAAAGAAACAAUACUACAUUCACAAGGUUGCUUGGUUACCAUAUAAAUUGUAAUGUAUUGGGGGAGGGGGGUUGCAUUUGCACAUUUUGCUUUGGUUUACAAGAUUUAGACACGUAUCAAUUAUAGCUUUCAUAGAGUUUUUUAAUGAAUCAAGACAUUGACAGUUAUUUGAUUGGAUUGACUGCAGUGGGCAUAAAAUUGUAUAAACUUAGAUUUUGUUAAUUUAUUUCUUGUAAAACAUAUUUCACAAUAUCUCAGUCUAAUAGUUAAGGAGUUGGUGCAAUAUUCUUGGACUUUGUAAACAAAAUUUGCCUUUUUUUUUUUCUUUUUUUUUUUUCCAGAAUUGAAUUUGAAUUGAAAUCUAAUAUUUUUUCAUUCAUGACUUUUCAACUACUACAGUGCCUACAUUUAAUGAGGGCUGAAAUUGUAUGUGCAUGCCUUUAAGUAUUAAUAUCACAGAUCAUAUUGCAGUGUAAGGAGAAUGGUAUGUGUGUGUAUAUACUAAUUUGCUAGCCUAUAUACAUAUAUGUACAUCUUAUAAAGAAAUGUAUCUUGUUCUGUACUGUUUAUUCUGUGUGCCCAGCAGAUAUUGUAACACCAUCGGUUUGUAUGGUGUCUAAGACUGCAGGGUUCUUCAAGCUUUUCUUUUGCUUGAAUUUUGUGAACAUAAUCAAAUAUAAAUCUGAGUCUUUUAAGAUGAUAAUUUAAAUACAUUUAGAUGAAGAAAACCUUUGAGCAUUGUAUUUGAGUGGAUUUUUAAUUACUCGAUUGCAUACAUGGCUCUAAAUUGCUUUUGGGUCUUGCAUGUCUUAUUUCUUUCUUCUUGAGACUCGUCUGCCAUUAGCCUCUGCCGUCGCCACAAAUCUCAGGAUGCCAUUUUCACUCAGUCCACAGCUGCUAUUAGCUGUGACUGGUGCAAAGGCUUGCUGUUUUAGAACAUGUCACUGACUGGUGAAGAAGAGGUGGGUGUGGAAUCAAGAAAAGGGCAAUGUCUGAAACAAUCUGGUCCUUCUGCCUUAUCCCUCUCCUUGUUUCAUGACAUUUAAAUCAAGCUGUUAGACCGUUAUCAGUUAUCACCAAGUGUAAAGACACCAGCAAGAAUGUGCAAUGUUUGUAAAGAGAGUGUCUAUUUUUUAAAAAGCAGUGCUCUGGUUCAGGGACAUUGUGUUUGCAGAUCAGAUGUGAUUUAAUCUUAAUGAUAGGAUGUGUUCCCAGUCUUAUGUAUUGAGCUUGUGUUUUAUGUUGAAAAUGCCAGCGAAAUUAUUUGGAAUUUCUGGUUUAUUCAAAUCUUGGGUUCUUUGAAUACCACACAUUUGUGGUUUAUUUUUUCAUUUCAGAAUCUUUAGUUGCAAUGUGGUUUUGAAUUGCUAACUGCGACAUCAUCACAAUGUAUGCUAGCCUGUAUCAAUACCACUCAGCUCUCUUUUCUUUGAGACUAAAUUAAGAAUUCAAAAACUGUAAUUAAAACACUGUAAUUUUU